GGAACCGAGGUACAAGCAAGAUUAGAUACCUGUUGCAACUGUGGUGUCGCUAUUAAAGAAGGAUAUUAUUUUAAAAUUGUGGAAUUGUGUUCAAGUCGUCAUCAAACUCUGCCUAAUAUACGAUCUUCACACCAUCCAGAUAUGCCGAAAAAUGGAUUUUAUGUUGAAAGAACAUCAGACGAAUUGACUAUAGGUCAAGAAAAUAUCGUGCAUAUGCCUUCAGGAAUCACUGUCACUAUUAAACGAAGAUUGCGGUCUUUUGAUAUAAUAAUCAAGGCUCCUGAACCUUACUCUUACGCGAAGAGGCCUGAGGACAAGCAUAGGCAUAGCGAAGGACUGUGUGGAAACUAUAAUGGAGACCUAAAUGAUGACUUCGAAGGGUUAACUAUGUCAGAAUUUGCUGAGACACACAGAAUUCAACCUGGAUCUAGUGAGGAUAUAUUCGCAUAUAUGGGGAAUGAAGCCGAAGAAAAGAUGAUGUAUGAAGAAUGCAAAGAAGACGAUAUAUGUGUUUGUAGACAUGGAGACAAUGCAAUUUGUAAUAGCCCGGAAACAAUUAAUGAAUGUUCCCCACCAGAACAGAAUUCGGCGAUUCAAAACCUGCAUGGAGAUAUAUGCCGCGGCGGACGCACAACUAGGAACGAUGACACUCGCAAAAGAGCGAUUGAUAUGCGAGAUGAUGACAUAGACGAUCAAGAUAUUAUUCCGCUGUACAACCCGCCUAAGCGUAAUCUCAUAGUUCCCUCGUGGCCGACACCCAGCGGCUUGACAAAGAAGAACGUAACAUCGUUAUGCAACAAAAGAAUAAGAUAUUCGAAAGCCGGAGAAAGCUGUAGUAAUGUAAAUGGUGUUAAUUUGGAUAGCCUUGUUAAUCAGUGCAUUACUGAUAUCCAGUUUACUGACGAUCCAUCAUGGGCUGUUGCAAAUGCUGGAGCUUUAAACACCGUGUGCAAGAAAAAUGUUUAUAAAAACAUAUCCUACUAUAAGAACAGCACAGAUGGCAUCUUGAAACUAGAGACUAAUAUUCUAGAUUCACUUUGUCCAAAUGAUUGCUCGGACCGUGGAAAUUGUUCGAACUCAACAUGCACUUGUUUUGAAGACUACACAGCUGCUGAUUGCUCAAUAUCAUUGAAAGAUAGCCCCAAACUAUAUGGCAUACGUAAAUCGGGAUUAUGUGAUGUAAGAAGAAGGCCGUGUCGCAAUGUUGGUAUUUAUGCUUUUCCAUUGUUGGAUUCUGCGAAUCUUACCUGCCACGUUCAAGAAAUUAAGGUUAUUGAAUCAGUAUGGGACCCAGAUAGUUCUAUCACGUUGUUUCCUGGAUUGAUGAUGGAUAUAACUGAAGUUAAAUGUUUUCUUCCCGAAUCACCUGUAAAUAUCGGUGACUAUGGUAACGAAGGAGUGGCAGCCGCUGGAAUAAAAAUUGCAGUAUCUAAUAAUCGGAUAAACGCAUCAAAAGAGUCCUUGUUGUUCAUUACUUAUGAUUCCGUAUGCCAAGAAUGCAAUGUUUCCACAGGAUGUCAACUUAAGGCUGAUGCUUGUUCAAUUUCUGGUCAUUGUUUCGCCAAAAAUGACAGCCAUCCUGACGACUGGUGUCGACAAUGUUUGCCUAACAUUUCAAUUUCGUCAUGGGAAAACCGAACAGACAACAAAAGUCCAAAGUUUAAUAUUUCAAAAACCUUUUACGCUUUUCUUGGUAAAGAACUCCGCGUACAACUCGAUGCUAUAGAUCCAGAGAAUAGAACAAUCCGUUAUUCUUUUACCUUGCAAAAUACUUCACUUGGCGCAUCGUUGACAGAAAAUGGAUUUUUUUCGUGGACCACCAAAACGAACGUCUCAGAAGUAUUUAUGUUCAAAGUAACAGAUGAAUGUGGUGCGUACUCAUCUGUUAAUGCAUCAGUUGCUAUAAAAGAUUGUCCUUGCAAAAACAAAGGAGAGUGUUUUCCUGACUAUCGUUAUCUUGAUGGAGCAGGAAACUUCACGUGUUCAUGCCCUGUUGAAUACACUGGUGUGCUGUGCGAGAAUGAUGUCAAUGAAUGCAGUGUUUCUGAACCUUGCUUCAAUGGAACUUGCAACAAUGAAAUACCCGGGUUCUCCUGUUCCUGCUUUGCUGGGUAUACUGGUCAUUUUUGUCAAGCUGAGAUCGACGAAUGUGCCUAUCAACCUUGUUUUCCUGGAAUUCUUUGUACAGAUUUAAUUGACUCAUUUAGUUGUGGACCUUGUCCGAAGGGAUAUACUGGUAAUGGAAAAAACUGUACCAGAAUUGAUGGCAAAGUCGACGAAUGUGUUAGGAAUCCUGAGGUAUGUCAUAAAAAUUCAAGCUGUGAGUACAAUAACGGUUCUUACGCCUGUCAGUGUAUACAUGGUUACUCAGGAGAUGGCAAGAACAAUUGCACAGAUGUUAAUGAAUGCUUGGAAACUUCUGACAUUUGCCACAAAAAUGCUACUUGCACCAAUAUUGAAGGAAGUUAUUCCUGUCAAUGUUUGAAAGGAUUCAUUGGGGAUGGUAGACAUAAUUGUUCUGAUGUGAAUGAAUGCCUGGAAACUCCUGAUAUUUGCCAUAAAAAUGCUACUUGCACCAAUAUUGAAGGAAGUUAUUCAUGUCAUUGUUUGAAAGGACUCAUUGGGGAUGGUAGACAUAAUUGUUCUGACGUUAAUGAAUGCGUAAAAAUUCCAGAUGUUUGCCAUAAAAAUGCAACGUGUAUCAAUAUUGAAGGAAAUUACACGUGUGAAUGCCUAGACGGGUUUAUUGGUGAUGGUUACCAUGAUUGCUUCGAAAAUAAACCUCCGCUUAUAAAAACUCCAAGUUCAGUCUAUGCGAUCUUGAAUAUGGACUUCAAAAUUCAGAUCGAAGCACGCGAUCCCGAGGACGAGGAUCUAGUUUUUGAGGUAAUGUCAAACGGAACCCUAACCACGGCUGAAAUCACAGAAAACGGUUUUCUUACAAUACCGGAACUUAAAGAAAGUGGAAGUGUUUAUAUACUGGUUAAAGAUAAAAAGAAUGCCCAGAAUUUUCUAGUUCUCAAUGUGAAAGCGAUGCAAUGUCAAUGUGAACAAAAUGGUAAAUGUCAGAAAAAGCAGAAUGUCACUUAUCCAGUGAAAAGAUCCGACUAUAUUUGCCGUUGUAAUGAACCAUUCGCCGGUGAGAAAUGUGAAAAACGCUCAAAUCCUUGCAGAGAACAACCUUGUUUUCCUGGACUCAAAUGUUCAUCCGCACUGAAUUCUGAAGGAUUUACCUGUGAAAAAUGUCCACCAUUAUUUAAAGGCGAUGGGAAAUAUUGUGAACUGAAUAACGUGAAAGACGUUGAAAAGAGCCACGUGGAGUCUAAGAUGACAUUGAAAAGUGAAGAAUGGGAUGACAAAUUAAUGGACAAUACAUCCAAGGAGUACAGGGGACUUGCCUCUCGGAUAACAAUUGAGAUCAGAACAAUUUACAACAACGUUCCAGGGUUUAGUUAUGUAAUUGUCAAAAACUUCAGACCCGGGAGUAUAAUUGUAAAUUUCAUGUUGAUAUUUUCCGAAGAAGUAAAGGCUCCUCUUGAAGCAUUGCUCAAGGUGGCAGAGACUGGAAAACUGGGGAACAUGACCUUCGAGAUGAACGUGAAUGGACCUGAUGUAGAGGACGACAAAAAUGGCUCAAUGAACGAAACGAUUCGCAUUGCUGUGAUAAUCGCUGGUGUUGUCGUCCUCCUUUUCCUCAUUAUACUUAUUGUUGUGCUGCGCGUGAGAAGACAGAGAAAGCACAGGGAAGAGGAACUAAGGAAGAAGCAAAGAGCCGAAAUUACAAGAAGCCAGCCGAAAGGAAUUUCAUACAAGGGAAAAGCUGGUGAAGAAAUGGACAUGAAAGAGAUGGAAUUCAAGGCUAGUUGCGUGGGUGGAGACUUAAAUAUCGAACCUUAAUUCGGCGAUUGAGAUUCAAUACCUGCUUUUAAAUGAGAACAUUUUAAAUAACGAUAUCAUAAUUGUUUUUCUGCACUAUCUAUAACGCUUACAGUACUGUCCAGAAAUAAGUAAUUAAUUUAGCUUGUAUAUAGGUACAUGUUUUAGCGUGUCCGAAAAUAACCUAACAAAAACCGAUGUUAACCUGGGUCAAACCGCGGUGAGACCGAUGUUGAACUUCAGUCGAACCUCGAUCUGUAACAUUCCGUUCGGAAGUGAACGGCAAACUCAUAUACUUAUUCUUUAAAAAUGAUUGCGAAUUGGGAAUACUGGGACCUUAUUAACACCAUUAAUAUAAUUCAAUAUAGAAAUUACUAAAUAGAUAUUAUACUACUACACUUAAUGUCGUUAUAUAAUUACACAAGUUACUGCAUUGAACAGUUCUUCUAUAAAAAGGGUUAAGUUAGCAGUAAUCGGUUCAUUUUGCAGUAAUUUUCUUAAAUGGACAUUAUUAUAAAAAGAAUGUCUCUACAUAUAAUUGGGUAAUGCACUGGAUUCUGCCAUAUUUGU
Dendronephthya gigantea is the source of this 4446-nucleotide messenger RNA. Its product is annotated as neurogenic locus notch homolog protein 1-like. Lineage: Eukaryota; Metazoa; Cnidaria; Anthozoa; Malacalcyonacea; Nephtheidae. The record is from RefSeq and is a predicted model, not a curated record. The coding region runs from base 142 to 3897 and encodes 1251 amino acids. The transcript has 19 exons. Gene Ontology annotation, molecular function: calcium ion binding.